This is a messenger RNA of Caenorhabditis angaria, 1869 nucleotides long. Lineage: Eukaryota; Metazoa; Nematoda; Chromadorea; Rhabditida; Rhabditidae. The record is from the annotation of a GenBank genome assembly.
AUGAUGUCAGGAAGCCGCCAAGUUGGAAUUUGGGAGCGAAUUGCUCGAUGGAUUGGGGGCGGUUCGACUGGCGAACUUAAUGUUCAACACCCGAGAGUAGUGGAAGUUGCGGGCGAAUUGAUAGACCUGGAUGCCCCCGCAAUUUCCAACUCUCAACCCGGAGAUGCACGGCGUGCUGGCACCGAUUAUGUGAGUUUUUUGCUGAAAUUUUGAAUUUUUUUGAUCUGAAAAUUGAAAUUUUGAGCAUUUUUUGAGCCCUGGAGCUAAUUUUUUGAUAAAAAAUGAUGAAUUUUGAAAUUUUUUAGCUCUAAAUUAUGAAUUUUGAUCUGAAAAUCGAAAUUUUGAGCAUUUUGAGCCCUGGAGCUAAUUUUUUGAUAAAAAAUGAUGAAUUUUGAAUUUUUUCCGACCCGGAACCUUGUUUUUGACCCGAAAAUUGAAAUUUUGAGCAUUUUUGAGCCCUGGAGCUGAUUUUUUGAUGAAAAAUGAUGAAUUUUGAUUUUGAUGUGAAAAUCGAAAUUUAGGGCAUUUUUUUUUGAGAAUUUUGAAUUUCGCGCUCUGAAAAAUACCUUAAAAAAUUUGAAAUGCAAAAAAUCUCUACAGUACUUUUUGGUCACAAAAAAUUUAAAAAUUUCAUUUUCAAAACUUUGAAGAAAAAUUUGAAUUCAAAAAAUUGUUUACAAAAAAAUUUGAAUUUUUGAAUUUUCAACAAAAAAGCUGAUUUUCUGAUUAAAAAAUGAUGAAUUUUGAGCCUUAAAAUUCUGAAAAUUCAAAAAAUUUUGAAAUUUACAUGAUUUCAAAAAAAAUUUGAAAUCUGUGAAAUUUUGGUCCCGAAAUUCCACGUGGCAAAAAUAGGUUUUAAAUUUGAAGAUCUGAAAAUUUCAGUCAGAAAUUCAAAUUUCCCGCGAAAUUCGAAAUUUUCUAACAUGAGCAAUGUCAAUUUUUUUUUUGAAAAUUCAAAAAUUCGAAUUUUUUGGGAGUUUUUCAAGGCGCGAAAUUCAAAAAUUUAAAAUUUUCUAACAUGAGCAAUGCCAAAUUUUUUGUUGAAAAUUCAAAAAAACUAGUUGAAAUUUCGCCAAAAUUGAUGAAAAAUUUGAAAAUCUGAAUUUUUUUUCCGAUUUUUUCGACAAAAAAAAAACCCAUUUUUUGUUGAAAAUUCAAAAAUUCCAGGGUGAAAUUUCGCCAAAAGUAAUGAAAAUUUUGAAAAUUCGAAAAAUAACCUAUUUUUUUCAGCUUUCGGCCGACAGCCGUUCAUUCUCCCGAAGAACAACCGGCUCAACAAUAUUUUACGAUGCCGAAUCAACACUUCAUCAACCAGAAGUUGCCAAUGGAAACAUCGUAAAUUUUGAUGCUUUCAUCGUUCUCAAUGCGAUUGUUGCUGGAGUUGAAGCCAGGGAAUUCUGGAAUGGUUUGGGGAUUGAUGGAGAUGGAGCUGGAGCUGGAAUUGUUGGGAUGGAAAUUGAUGAAGCUGAAAAUGAUGAUGAUAUGGAAGUGGAAGUUGAGGAUGGAAGAAUCGGUGGAUCUGAGAUUCGAGAUGGUUCUACAAGUUCUCAUCAAAGUGAAACCGAUGAUCUUGAAACGGCCAUGGAAAUUGAGUCGGAUUUUGAGGAAGAGGAGGAAAUGGAAGUGGAUGAGGAGGUUAGUUUUUUGCUGGAUUUUUUUUGAUUUUCAGAAAAAAAAUCUAAAUUUUUACAGCCAAUCGGGGAAGUUCAUGAUGUUGGAAUUGUGGCUGGAGCUGGAGCUGGAGAAGAAGAAGAAAGAAUCGAAGCUUUGCAUCGAUUUUUCGAUGCCUUUCUGGCGAACAAUGGAGGGAAUUUGGAACCGGUUGCUCAGGUUAGUUUUUUUUUUGAAGUUUUUGGAACAAAAUGUUGA